Lethenteron reissneri (Far Eastern brook lamprey) is the source of this 1308-nucleotide messenger RNA. It is a transcript of the gene CCDC43, whose product is annotated as coiled-coil domain containing 43. The record is from RefSeq and is a predicted model, not a curated record. NCBI's taxonomy places the organism in Eukaryota, Metazoa, Chordata, Hyperoartia, Petromyzontiformes, Petromyzontidae.
UGUGAGGGGAAAUUUUUUUUUGUGGCAAUGUUGUGACGGCUCGGGCGCCCGCUUCACGAUGCUGUGGCGACGAGGAGAUGCCGGUGGAUGGUGGGUGGGUGGUGGUGGAGAGAGAGGAGGAGAUGAGAGAGAGGAGGCGAGAGAGAGAAGGCGAGAGAGGAGAGAGCCGCUCGGCUCAACCCCGUCGCCCCCUGACCUCUGACCACCUCGCUCGCGUCAGCGACCACGACGCCGCCUCCAUCUUGCGGCUCUCCCCUCACACUCUCCGCGCUCUCCCCUCCCACUCUCUCCUCCCACUCUCCCCUCUGUCUCUCCUCCCCUCACACUCUCUCCUCACACUCUCCCCGCUCUCCCCUCCGUCUCCACUCUCGGCGCUCUCCGUCACGAGUCCAGGCCGCCUCUGCCGAGUCGCUCGAUCCCUCCACGCACGUGGCGGUGUCGCGUGUCCCAGCCUCGCCACACCGAGCAGCCGCAGCCCUCCUCACGCGGGAGACGACCAGGGGACGACUUGAGGACGACUUGAGGACGACUUGGGGACGACUUGGAGACGACUUGUUGUGUCAAGACGAGGAGGAGGAGGACCCCUGGCCACUUCGUCGUCUUCGUCAGCGAGGAUCUCCACACGCGGCGACUCGAUGGCGGAGUUCGACUUCGCGCCGUGGUUGAGCAGGCGCCUGGAGGCGAUGCAGGUGGACGCCGAGGUGUACGGGACCUACCUCGCCGGCAUCCUGGCAGAGGACGACGACACGGACGAGGAGAAGGAGGACGCCAUGCGGGCAGUGCUGUCCGCAGUCGUGGCGGAGGAAGACUCGCUGGACUCGAUUUGCAGGGAGAUCCUGAGAAAGUGGAGGGAGAUGGAACACCUUUCCAAAGAGAAACGGCGACUCCUCAAUGGCUCGCGGGACGAGGUGCAAGUCCUGGCCAGCAUGAUCGAGCAGCAGGCCCAGCUGGUGGUGGCGCCCCGUGAGGUGACGCGCGAGGAGCGCCAGCGCAAGGAAGCGCUGCUGGCGCAGUACGCCACCGUGGAGGAGGCCCAGGAUGAGGAGAGCGAGGAGCCGGAAGGAGCCACGGCAGCCAAGUCCGCGGGAGUGACGGACAAGAGCAAAUCUCUGUUCCGCAACACGAACGCGGAGACGGUGGCGGAGAAGCAGCGUCUGCAGCGCGAGCAGGCGCGCGAGGACUCGCAGCGCAAGAAGGAGCAGGACAAGACGCAGCGGGAGAAGGACAAGGUGCAGAAGCAGGAGAAGAAAGACGAGAAGCGCAAGAAGGCCCAGAAGGUCGAGCGACGGCGAUGAUGAGAGAGCGGUG